This is a messenger RNA of Theobroma umbraticum, 890 nucleotides long. RefSeq names its product Chaperonin-like RbcX protein (gene RBCX1). Gene Ontology annotation, biological process: ribulose bisphosphate carboxylase complex assembly. NCBI's taxonomy places the organism in Eukaryota, Viridiplantae, Streptophyta, Magnoliopsida, Malvales, Malvaceae. The record is from RefSeq and is a predicted model, not a curated record. Gene Ontology annotation, molecular function: protein folding chaperone.
AGUUGGGUACUACCGCCAAAAUAAGAAGAGAGCUUAUCCCAAAAUCAAAGAAGCGACCCCAGAAGUCUAAUCAUUCGUCACAGUUCGAUAUAUCCAUCAUCCAUGGAAACCCUCGCUGUUCUACCACUCGCUUGGCCCUCCUUUUUCCCUUCAAAACCAAUGAACAAGGAUGCGGGUUUUCCUUCUUGGCCAUGCAAACAAAGAAGCUCCUACUCUUCCACCCGCUUAAACUGCCAAAAAAUGUAUGUCCCUGGAUUUGGAGAGGCAUCACCAGAGGCCAAAGCAAGCAAAAACCUCCACAAUUUCUUCAACUACAUAGCAGUUAAGAUAGUCAGUGCACAGCUUCAGAGCUAUAAUCCUGAAGCUUAUAAGGAGCUGAUGGAAUUCCUGAAUACCCACUCGCUGAAUGAUGGGGACAAGUUCUGCGCCAGCCUGAUGAGGGAAUCCUCAAGGCAUAAAGGUCUAGCCCUGCGAAUCCUAGAGGUCCGAUCUGCAUAUUGCAAGCAUGAUUUCGAGUGGGACAACCUGAAGCGCUUAGCUUCCAAGAUGGUGGAUGAAUCCAACACGAAACUCAUGAGGGAAUAUGUUUUAGAAACCAGUCCUGCAACUGAAAAAGAAACCGGCAAGUGAUCGGAACUCUCUACUCCGGGCUCAUCCAGGCGUGGGUGGCAGUUCGGAUUUAGGAACCAUUCCAUGGAAUUUAUAUACAGAACCAGAUUUUUGUAUUUGGAAUAUCCGGUAUAAUAUAUUGAAAGAAUCAAAAUACGUAUAGAAGUAUUAGCUCAUCCAGGCAUUCCGUAGAAUCAUAUACAGAACCAGAUUAUUGUAUUUGGAAUAGCUGGUAUAAUAGAUAGAAAGAAUCAAAAUACAUAUAGAAGUAUUAUUUAAUU